GUGACCAACCGGAACCGGCAUGUUUACGCUCUGCAUCGCGAAGCGCAGUGGUCGCUCCAGCGGCUCCACAACCCGAAAGACAAACGGUACAAAGCAGAAGGUGCUGGCCUCUUUGUGCGCUACUUCGAGGACCACACUGGCACCUUGGCCAUUGAAGCACAGAAUGCACGGCUAAUCUCCGCUUUGCUGCGCAUGAUUGUGAUGACUUCGAUGCCACCAUGUAAGGGAGCUGAGAAGGGGCGCAAGUUUGAGCAUCCAGGUUUCGAGCAGGUGGUCAUGGAAUAUUUGGAUCACAACGAAGCUAAGCUUCUUCAGAACUUGUUUGACAUCAACCCGCCGAUGGACUGGAGAGAGAAGCGAGCCAUCACCAAGUAUUGUGUGGAGAGCCUGGUGUACCUCUCCAAGUUCAACGCAUUGCAUCGGGACUUCCGAGGCUGCAACAUCUUCCUUGUGGGUCGCGGGAAGGGCUGCAAGAUAAAGGUCAUCGACCUCGGCUUCAUGAUCUGUGCAGAUGACUGGCAGGCCAAGAAUCCCAACGUUGCAGUCCGCUGUGCGUGGCAGGGUAUCACCAAGGAUCAGCGCAUCCGCUUCGACUGGGCGCCGCCAGAGGUGCGAACGAAAGAGCUGCGGAACUUCGGGCUGCCUGCGUCCUCCUUCGACGUCUUCUCACUGGGCAUCCUUCUGAUGAAGGUGAUGCGCGGCCGGAGAUGGACGCAGGAUGCUCACGUGCACAUGAUGCAAUGA
This is a messenger RNA of Symbiodinium pilosum, 744 nucleotides long. The record is from the annotation of a GenBank genome assembly. Lineage: Eukaryota; Dinophyceae; Suessiales; Symbiodiniaceae.